Molecule: messenger RNA, 2874 nt
Organism: Lachnellula hyalina
Lineage: Eukaryota; Fungi; Ascomycota; Leotiomycetes; Helotiales; Lachnaceae
Product: Beta-hexosaminidase
Exons: 5
Biological process (GO): peptidoglycan turnover; carbohydrate metabolic process
Molecular function (GO): hydrolase activity, hydrolyzing O-glycosyl compounds
Source: RefSeq, a predicted model, not a curated record
GUGACAGGUAGCAGAUCGCCAGCCACGACGGCCCGUUCGAAACUUGUGAAGAUGGAGACGCCCGAAGAGGACUUGGACCCGCUCUGGAAAGAGCUCGAUUGGUAUGUACAUGCACUCCCGGCAAUCGGGGCCUGCUUUUUUAUGGGAUUCGAUGGGACAGAAGUAACCCCACAGAUUCGUACUUUGAUAGAAGAUCAUCAUUUAGGUGCUAUUCUAUUGACAACCAAGAAUUUGAAAUCUGCACAACAAACCGCAAGUCUUGUUCAAGAAUUACAAGCAAUCGCCCAUAAUGCUGGUCAUCCAGUUCCUUUGCUCAUUGCCUUAGACCAGGAAAAUGGCGGGGUCAAUAGCCUCUUCGAUGAUGACUAUAUCUGCCAGUUCCCUAGCGCUAUGGGGGUUGCGGCAACUGGAAGCCCCGAAAUAGCAUAUGAAGUCGCCAAUGCUACAGGCAAAGAGCUAAAUGCUGUCGGGAUUAACAUGAUCAUGGGCCCCGUAUUGGAUGUCUUGACGAAUGCUCGAUAUCAGCCUUUAGGUGUUAGAGCUACUGGAGAUGAUCCUCAAGAGGUAUCUCAAUAUGGGAUUGCUGCCAUGAACGGCUACAAAGAUGCCGGAAUUGUCACGUGUGGAAAGCAUUUUCCUUCAUACGGUAACCUGGACUUCUUGGGAUCAUCACUUGAUAUGCCUAUCAUCACUGAGACACUUGAGCAACUGAGUCUUGGCGCCCUGGUUCCUUUCCGAAACGCAAUCAGAGAAGGACUGGAUGCAAUGAUGGUUGGCGGUUGCGCAAUAGCUAAUGCUGGUAUGAAUGUUAUGCACGCUUGCUUGAGUGAUCAAGUUGUGGAUGACUUACUAAGAAAUGACUUGGGAUUCAAUGGCGUCACGAUAUCAGAAUGCCUAGAAAUGGACGCUCUCAGCCACGAUAUCGGCGUGAGAGGUGGUACUGUCAUGGCAGUGGAAGCAGGCUGUGAUCUCGUGUUACUCUGCCGCUCGUUCACAGUCCAAUUAGAAGCCAUCUCUGGCCUAAAACUCGGAAUUGAAAAUGGUAUGAUCUCAAGAGAGAGAAUACAAAUCUCUCUCAGGCGAAUGCUAAACUUGAAGUCAAAAUGUACUUCAUGGGAAAAGGCUCUCAACCCCGAAGGGGUCAAUUACCUGGCAACCUUACACCCUGGUCACUUGGCCCUAUCAACAAAAGCUUACGACAAAUCGAUAACAAUCAUGAGAGACAAAGGUCACCUUUUACCUCUUUCAAAUACUCUAUACCCGGAUGAAGAACUAUUACUUCUAACACCAUUGGUCAAGCCUUUACCAGCUUCAGCUGCGACAAAAGCAGUAGCCGAUGGACCAGGCAUUCCAUCGGAACACGAUAAAUGGGUGCAUAGAUCAUCCAUCAUGAGCGGAGAAGGCGUGUUUCGAGAGCUAGGAAGAUCAUUGGCACGGCAAAGACACGGAAAAUUACUACAUACUUCGUACACGGCCAACGGAGUCCGGCCAGUUCACGAAAAUCUGAUCAAUAGAGCGGCUGCGAUUAUUAUCAUCACAGCAGAUGCUAACCGUAAUUUGUACCAAAAUGGAUUCACGAAGCAUGUGGCAAUGAUGUGCUCGAUGCUAUCUGCUGGCGGGAAGAAGAAGUCACUAAUUGUGGUUUCUGUCAGCUCGCCGUAUGAUUUUGCUAUGGACAAAGCAAUUGGAACAUAUGUCUGCACUUUUGACUUUACUGAAACAGCUAUGAGCGCACUGGUCAGAGCCCUGUUUGGAGAGUUUGUUCCACAAGGCACCCUACCAGGCACACUGCGUAAGAGUAGAAAAGUUCAAAAGUCAAGACAACAUUGGCUGGUCGAGAGCUGGAACAGAGAUCGCGAUCACCGAGGUCUGCUAGCUCUCAUCAAAACAAUGGAGAAGACAUCACCGCCAAACCAAAUAUGCGCAUUAUCAGGUGCAACAGCUGGAUCGUUCGAAUUGUCCAAUCCUUCGGAAUCCGGUGAACCAAUUGAAGAGUCCCACUACGUAGUCCGCAACAGCAGCACCCAAGCUCUCUUCGGCUUCUGCUCCACCUACUUCUACGCCUCCACCGGUAUGAUCGGCUCCCUUUUCGUCGACCCUGCGAAACGCAACCUCUCCAUCGGUCACUCACUGCACCAACGUGCCGUCCGCGGGCUGGUCCAAAAACCCGGCAUCAAGAAAUUGCAACUCGGUUCCGGACUCCCCGGUAUCUACCUAGGGAUCCCCAUGAGCGAUUUAUCAGAGGGCGCGCGCUUGAAGCGCUGGUUUGCCAACAACGGAUGGGAUAUCCUGGGACCGAGAUUAUUGUACACUCUGACGAUUCGUAAUUUGUCGCAUUGGCAGCCGCCCGAGGGCCUGCUGCAGAGUAUUCAGCGGGUGAGCUUCGCGUUUGAUCUGAUCCACGGGAGCGAGAACUCGGAGACGGUGCUGGAGCACGUGCGGUGCAAUGCUGGGCCCGAAGUCCUCGAGCUGUAUCGGCUUGCGCUUGAGGAUCACAAGGCGUGCGGGAUCGUGAGGGCGAAAUCACCGGUCGAUGGCGCGCUUGUGGGGACCGUUAUCAUCUGUCGGCAGGAAACACCGCUUGCGACGUACUUGCCUGUGCUGCAAGCAGCGGGCGAUACUGUGGGUGGGAUCUUGGCGCCUGUUGUGCCUAGUAGUCCGCAGGCAGCGAUUGUGCUGCAGGGCCUGGCGCUGUUGGGCAUCAAGCAGAAUAAAGCGCAUAGGGCGAGUACGUGUGUGUUGAACUGGGUGGCGGGUGAGGAGCGGGAUACGCUGUUGGGGAUGGGUUUUGAUGUUUUAGAUGCAUUUGAAGAACUGAGUUGUAGCCCGGAGACGGUAAGUUUUUAUUCCUCAAGCAGCAGAAAAGGUGUAUAG